AUUUCCUUCGAGGAAGGCAGAGGGAAAGAACUCAAGCAGGAGAGAAAAAGAGAGAGAGCCAAACCAAACGUAACAAAGUCUCCUCGCUCCCCCUCUCUAGUCUCAGGUGCAAGGAAAAGCUAAAAAACAGCGAACAAGCUUCCACUUCCGACACUGUGUCGAGCUCUUUAUCGAUUGUAUUUUGGUCAAGGAAUUUCAGCUAUGAAUAGAGGAAUUUAGGAUUUUUCUGGUUUUAGAUUUUACUGGGUGGACUAAGUCGAUUAGCUAGCGAUGUCUGUUAACAAUAAUAACCCGCCCAAGAACAUUGGGGCCUCUUCCUCACCCUUUGGCAAUGCCGGUAUGCCCACAAACCCUGCGUUUGCGCAAUCACAAGCCCAAAUUGCGGCUGGCUUUCAGAGUCAGUUUCAGCUGUCCCAAGUGCAGGCUAUUGCACAGGCACAGUCGAAAGCUGCUGCUCACGCCCAAGCUCAAGCGGCUCAUGCUCAAGCACAAGCACAAGUCGCUCACUUCCAAGCUCAGUUACAAGCUCAAGGGCUUUCGCUCAACCAGAGCCAUACAGCUGGCAUUGGUAAUUUGGGGGCAUCAUCACCCUCCAUGUCUACACCUGGUAAUUCAAGUGCUAAGCGGAUGCCGCCAAAAACCCCGAUCCGCCCUCUUGGCGUUUCCCCUGCCAACACGGUGUCCCCUUUGAAAACGAUGGAACUGUCAUCUGCUGCACGGAGAAAGAAACAGAAGCUUCCCGAGAAGCAGCUUCAAGAUAAAGUGGCAGCGAUUCUUCCUGAGUCUGCUCUGUACACCCAGCUUCUUGAGUUUGAGGCCCGCGUCGAUGCUGCUCUGGUAAGAAAGAAAGUUGACAUUCAAGAGGCUCUUAAAAAUCCUACCUGUGUGCAGAAAACCCUCCGUAUUUAUGUUUUCAACACUCAUGCAAACCAGAUUCGCACCAUUCCAAAGAAGCCAAAUGCCGAGCCACCUACCUGGACGCUUAAGAUAGUUGGAAGGAUUUUGGAAGAUGGGGUGGAUCCUGAUCAGCCUGGAGUGGUCCAAAAGUCGAACCCUUCAUACCCGAAGUUCUCAUCUUUUUUCAAGAGAGUAACCAUUUCCUUGGACCAGAGACUAUAUCCUGACAAUCAUAUCAUUAUGUGGGAGAAUGCUCGAUCGCCCGCCCCUCACGAGGGGUUUGAGGUGAAGAGGAAAGGGGAUAAAGAAUUUACUGUGAAUAUACGGUUGGAAAUGAACUACGUGCCUGAGAAGUUCAAGCUUUCACCAGCUUUGGUGGAAGUUCUUGGUAUUGAAGUUGAUACCCGCCCAAGAAUUAUAGCUGCAAUCUGGCAUUAUGUAAAGGCUAGGAAAUUGCAGAAUCCAGGUGACCCAUCUUUCUUUAAUUGCGAUCCACCUCUUCAAAGAGUUUUUGGGGAAGAAAGGAUGAAAUUCACCAUGGUUUCUCAAAAGAUAUCACAGCAUUUGUUCCCCCCACAACCUAUACAUUUGGAGCAUAAGAUCAAGCUUUUGGGGAAUACCCCUGCCGGAACUGCAUGUUAUGAUGUGUUGGUUGAUGUGCCUUUUCCUAUUCUGAGGGAAUUGUCUGCUCUUUUGGCCAACGCAGAGAAGAACAAAGAAGUUGACACCUGUGAUGAAGCAAUAUGUACUGCUAUAAGAAAAAUUCAUGAGCACCGCCGAAGGCGGGCAUUCUUCCUUGGUUUCAGUCAAUCACCUGUGGAAUUCAUCAAUGCACUAAUCGAAUCACAAAGCAGGGAUUUGAAGCUUGUAGCUGGAGAAGCAAGUCGUAGUUCCGAAAAAGAGCGCCAUUCAGAAUUCUUCAACCAACCCUGGGUUGAGGAUGCAGUUAUCCGUUAUUUGAAUCGCAGGCCAGUAGCAGGAAGCGACGUUCCUGGAAGCACGUGAGGAGGAGAUUGCUUAGUUGUUGACAGACCCUGUGUUUAUCAUUCUUUCUGCUCGACAGCCAAAGAUCGUUUUGACUUUUAUUACAGAAGUACCGCAUGUAUAAUUUGCUCUAUUGUUGGUUGGAGCUUGCUUACGAAAAUAGACUAUUAUCCGCAGCUUGUUUUGCACUAAUUAUCCGUUUACUUGUGCUGCUGAUUAGGCUUAAUGAACAGAUAUAAAUUUAGAAAUCAUGUGUUACUUUCUGCUUUGGACUUUCA
Molecule: messenger RNA, 2159 nt
Organism: Juglans regia (Persian walnut)
Lineage: Eukaryota; Viridiplantae; Streptophyta; Magnoliopsida; Fagales; Juglandaceae
Product: SWI/SNF complex component SNF12 homolog
Exons: 3
Coding region: 271-1902 (543 amino acids)
Biological process (GO): regulation of transcription by RNA polymerase II
Cellular component (GO): nucleus; SWI/SNF complex
Source: RefSeq, a predicted model, not a curated record